This is a messenger RNA of Parasteatoda tepidariorum (common house spider), 6427 nucleotides long. RefSeq lists its product as uncharacterized. NCBI's taxonomy places the organism in Eukaryota, Metazoa, Arthropoda, Arachnida, Araneae, Theridiidae. The record is from RefSeq and is a predicted model, not a curated record.
UUCUUUACCCUUUUUUGCCAUAUUAUUGUUUAUUAUUAUUGUUCAUUAUUUAAUAUACUCCAAUUUGUGUGAACUUGAAUUGUGAAGAUAUGUCAAUUUCGAAAAUAAAAUUUGCUCUUUGUUUAUUUUCAUUGCUAUUAGACCUUUUAAAGAAAAAAGAAUUUUGAUGAAAAGGAUAUGACAACAAAUAAUGAAAAGGAUCCAUUAAAUCUAGACAAUAUUCUCAUUGUGCGAAAAAUCCCUGAAGUUAAAGAAAUUACAGAUCCUGAAGACUCUGACUCUUCUGAGACAAGUGAAAAUUUUGAAAGAGAUAUAAAAAGAGAACUUCAAGCUCUACAUGCGGAUGAAAGGGGAAGACUUGCUCUUAUUAAUGAAUUAGCUGAAAUCAAAAAAUCACGUGAGAAGCAAUGUGAAGCUCAGAGAAGGCGUCAAAAAGUGCUUGAAAUGGAAAAACAGCGCUCAAAGCAUAUUGCUGGUCUUCCACCCCCUCUUCCAGCUUCUAUAAGAUCUUUACUGAAAGAGAGAGACAAGAAAAACUGUGAAUGUAAGGAGAUGAAUGAGUGUCAGGAGUCUGAGCAACCCUUUGUUGGAGUGCAAGGGACUGCCUUUGGAACUAAAAGAGACUAUAAUUUGGCUUAUGACUUUGAUAAUAAAGAAAAUUUUUUGACUGAGGAGGAAAGAGAAGAAAGAGAGCGCAUACAAGCAGAAAAUGAUAUGAAAGCAAGAAAGCGAUACAAUGAUGCUCUGAAAAAAGAUCGUAUGAAACAAGAAUGUGAUGAAGCACUAAGACAGAUCCAAAACGCUGAGCUGGCAAACAGGCGUCUACAAGCAAAACAUAUUUCUUCCAAAGGAGGCAUUGUACCUUGUUCUGCACCUGACAAACUAAAACAUGGUGAAGAACAGGUGAGAAUGGAAGAUGCGGUUGAAACUAUUUAUAAAAAUAACCCAAAAGAACACGCCAUUGAAGAUUUAGAAGGAUAUGAAGAUCAGUGGGAGCAAAAAUAUAGAGAAGUUGAUUCAAACAGACUGGUUGAUUGCAUUCCACGAUACGUGAGAGAUAACUACUCUUAUUUGUUGGAAGAUGAGUCUGCAUUCCGCUGUGGUAAUCGUUUUUCAGGCUUUGAUGAUAGCUAUGAUCAACUAAAUACAGCAUAUAUUGCUUCACCACCUGCUACUGGUGGUACUGCUGAUGGAAUUGCUUCUAGUGAAGAGCUACAGACUAUUAUAAAUGAACUGGAUAAAAUGAGGGCUGAAAGAAAGGAACUGUAUGAAGCAGAAUUUAUGCACUUUCUUGAAGAAAGCCAAAAUCAAGUAAAGCCUACUGUAGCAGAUAAAGCUAUUGAAGUUCAAACUCUAAAACAACCAACUGAAGAUAAAAGUGUAGAAAUUUGUAAUAUACCCUUGCAGGAAGACAAACCAUCAACAUCAGUGAGUGUUCAAGUGGAUCUCUUAAGGGGUGGAAUUAUGGAUUUUCAAAGAAGGAAUUUAGGGUCCAAACUUAUGUCGCAUGAAAACGGUUUGGGCAAGUACUCGGUGGAUCGUGAACGGACUCUGUUGGAAAACAAUCAAUCAAGUUCUCACUCAGAAAACUGGUCUUCAACUAGUUACUUUUCUCUUCCUUCUAAUCAUGGUAUGCCAAGUUUAUCUAGACCCAGAGAUCCUCUUUAUGCUACCACUUCUACUAAGGUGCUUACACCCCCUAAAGAUUGCAUUCCUUUAUCAAAAGCACCUAUAGAAUUGGACACCACCUCAAAACCUGAUGCUGUACUAUUCCCAAAGGAAAAGGUAUCUCCCACUAAAAAGUUGGACCAAACGAAAGUCUCGCCCACGACCGAGAAACCAGAUGGGCGGCAGAUUCUUGACCAAUCAUUGAGAAAAUCGAAACUUGCUUAUUAUGUCAAAAAAGUAGCUGAUAAAUACCUAGAAAAUAAUUACAUAAAAGCAUCUACACCAUGUACUUCUCGUGAUGUUGAUGACGCAGUGACUAGAAGUGACCGACUGAGCUCCUCUUUUUAUCAGAAGAGAAUGGAAGAAGCAAAAGCAAGUUCAUCUGCUGGGAUAUCACAAGAAGAAAGUCCAAAACUUCUUGAUCGAUCUUCUUUUGAGGGCUCAGUGAGUUUAGAAUCAUCAUCACCAGAAAAUCCUAGAGUGCCUAUGUCUCUUUACUGGGGUGGACUGCCAUAUCAGAGAGAAGAAAAUAGUGUAAAAACUGACCAAGAAUUUUAUUUUAAAUCUACAAAUGUCAUUACACCUCCCACGAAAGCUGCAAAUGACAAAGUAUCCCGUGAUCCCCAUAGGUUUCGUGAUUUAAGUACAAUUCUUGAAAUCGAUUCGGCUUAUACGAACGAUACAGUUCCUUCUUUUAUUGACCUGAGUUCAUCUUUCAAAAAGUUGAGUACAGGUGGCAGAGAUCGCGUUCGAGAUAGAAAAUGUCCUGAAGAUAUGGAUGUUUCACCUGUCAGUCUCCUAGAGCCACCCUCUUCCAAAAUAUCGGAAUUAGCUAAGAGUAUAAAAUUUGUUUCAGAUACAACUGAUUCAAAAAGAAUCAGAGAGUCAUUACCCAUAGUUUCUGGAACUCUUGAAGAUCUUCAAACUCCUAAAUCGAAUAUAGAAACAUCAACUCCGAGGCAUCCACCAUCUUUAACACGGAUUGGUAGAGAAUUACAUGAGCACAGAACUAUAACAACUGAAUCUGGCAUGUCAUCACUUCUCGCGGCUUCUCAGAGAACACCUUACUCGUCUAGUUUUCAAGAUUCCUAUAGAAGACCUCCAUAUUUGACUGAUGUAGACACUCUGCCAAAAUAUUUCGAAGAUGUAAGCACUGUGAAACAAAGUAAUAGAUUUAUAAAAUACCAUGGUGGCUUUGAAAUGACACCUUUUAAGUCAAGCUAUAUGGACGCUCCAUCAUUUCCCCCUAAACUUCCAAUUGAAGAUAAAGAAAUAGCUCCCAAAAACCAUGGCUCCAAGCAAGUCGUUUCACCUGAUAGCAGUGGUGGAAGUUUCAAACCUGCCUCACCUUACAUAUCUUCAAGUCAUUCUCCUCGAGAUGGCAUUCUUGAUAAAGUAGAUGCAUUAUUGGAAAAACAAUAUGAAAGCAGUAGUGGGAGUUUCAAGGCACCUCGCUCCUAUAUAUCUUCAUCCACACAGUCUCCUCAAGAGGACAAAGUUGCCAUGUCACGUGAAAAAUAUGCUCAUAAAAAAUUGACUCAUGCAUGCGAUCAAAACAUAUCAGACAGUUCAAGUAGUAUGAAGCCCCCCACACACUUCUCUUAUUCAUCUAGCAAUGAGCAAAGCAGUCAUUCACAAGAAAGAAUUGUUCCGAGACCCAUUCCUGAUUCAUCAAAAAAGCUUCAAAGAAGGAUCCCAUCUGGCACAGUGACAGAGGAAGAUAGUGCUGAAAGUUUUACUAAUAUCACACCUGGGUCUUACAUAUCUAGCCCUGCAACUUCUGGACCACAUAGUCCUUUUAAAUCUAGAGGUGGUGAAGUUAUGGAUGAAAAUAUUAAAUAUCAGCAUGAGUCAAUUUAUUCAGAGGAUUCCAGUGAGACAUUUAAGAGCCCGGAGUAUCCAAGAUCGGGUAAUCUUAACACUCGCAUUUCAGUACCCUUGUUAGAAGAAACCCUUUCCCUCCAUUCUUUACAUUCUAAUAACAGUUCUGCCUCAUCUAAAAGUAGCCUUUUAGACCCACUUUUGAAUGUACUUCAUAAAUUUCGUGUGACAACUGAUGCAAAAUAUCUGUUUUCUGACUUAAAUCCUGAUAUGGAAUCGCCAAGUGAUCCACAUUAUUUUCAGUACAAUUUUUCAAUGGGUGAUGGGUCUCAUUUUAAACAGAAUCAGAUAGGGGAAAUUAUAGCUGAUGCAGCACGUAAUGCGAAUAAACUUACUUUCGCUAAAAGUGGUUUGGUUGAAAAAGAAAACCAUGCCCAGAAAUCAACGGAGGUAGUAUCACAAGAUUGUGCAAAAAGUUGUGGUUCGGGUUUUUUUGUGCCCCAGCUCCAUGAAAAAGAUUUGCAAUCGGUUGAAAAUAGUGAAGCAAACUCAUACAAAAUUAAGUCGUCUCAGUCUGAAGGAUUUGAUGCACAACUGAGACAUAACAAUUAUUUGGAUUCUAAAGAUAAAAAAAGUACAAAAUUUCUGUUGAACUCAAAAAAUGCUGCUGAGUUAUGUAUUGAAGAUAAAAUUGCAGUAAACAGAGCUUUUGAAGAUGGUGCCAAAAAGUGUGGUUCAGAUUUUUUUGUACCACAGCUUGAAGGAAUAGAAAUACAUUUAGAUGCACCUUGUAAUAAAAACCGUGGGAAAAUUAUGGCUGUACCUUGCCAGUCUGCUGAAUUUGUUCCAAAACUGUCACCUGGUGACUUUCCAGAUUCUAAAAUUGCUGAAAGCACAAGCCCAAAUUCCAAAAAUGUGGUAUCAAAUGGAAAGGAUUGUCAUUUGAGUAACUGCAAUGGAUCUAAAAAUAAAUUAGAGACAUUAGUUUUGACUUUGAAUGAUAAAUUUCACUACCCAACCAGAAAUAAUUCAUCUGCUGAUAAAACUAAAGAGAAUUUGUCAUCAAAAAUUCUUAAAAACAUUAUUCAACAUCACGUUAUUCCUAUCAGUUACAACUCAAGUUACCAGUCAACUGCAAGAAAAACAUUUGAAGAAAUAACUGAAGAGACUGGAAUAAUGGAAGAACCUGAACUCACCCUUAUGAAAUCUGAAAUGACGCUUAGAUUAGAAUCUCCUGAAAAAGAAAAAUUGUGUUUCGGUCAGAAGCGAAUCCUAGAAUCUGUCGAAGAACACCCAGAAUCACUGACAGAGCACAUUGGAACUCCAGAACAAGUAUUUUUCUCUGGUCCUGUUUACAGUGAUUCACCAUCUCUCAUUUCGUUUAUGAGGCACGAGAUUAGUUGUUUGUCUGAUGAUACGUUAGAAGCAUCUCCUAUGCCUCAAACACCAGAGACUGCAUCAAUACCUUUAAAAAGUGCUGAAAGGAAAGUUAAACUUCCCUGUAAGAAAACACCUGGUAAAGAAUAUAAAGCUCGAACCAAACGUCUUUAUAAUAAUCUUGAAGAAGUUAAAAGUCGUAAGGGACUAGAAGAAAGGAAAGACCAAAUGAUGAAAAAUAGACAGAAAAUGAAAGAAUAUGCAAAAAAACUACCCGCACCUACAAAGAAAAUGCCAACUGUUAAGAAGAGAGACUGAUCGAGACCAUGUCUUUAUAGAAUAUAGAAUUUUUAAUUAAUACUUAUAUUGCACUGUUUACAAAAUUUUUUACACAAUUUAAAUUUUACCAUUCCAUUGACUGUGAUUUGUAUUGAAAAAAAUGCAUAAAUUUUUUAUAUUUAAAUUCUUUGAAGGAAUUGAAUUGUAAAAAUUUCUUAUUUAUUAUAUUGUCUAGUCAUACACUUAAUUAACUUAUAAUGGCUGCUAUAUUUUAACGAUGCAAUUUGACGUACCUUUCCCAAUAUUUUCAGAGUUUUCAAUAGACUUUUUAUAUUCAGUAAUAAGAUGGUGGCAGUUAUAUUUUGUGUUAUUCAUAUUGAUGAACUCUUAUUGGAAAUGUCUUUUAUAUUAUUAGUUUAGUUGUGAUAUAUAUUCAUUAGAUAAAAUUGUUUAAAUUGUGUAUUUUUUUCUUCUUUUUUUUGUUAUAUUAAAUUUACAGUGUUGAUUAAAUAAAAAAAAAUUAUAAAUUGCUUUUCAAAGUUAAUUUAUUUGCUUGAUAUAUUUUGUAUUGAAUGAAGCCAAAUUGAAAUGGAAUAUUUUAUGCUGAGUAAAAAAAUUGUUUAGAAUUUACUGUUAGUAUUUUUGAAAUUUUUGUAUGAAUUUCAUAAAUUUUAUUCUCAUAUUAAUUUUCAUGUACAUUAAAAUUAGUUGGUUUGAAUAAUUUUUUUUUUUAAUUGAAUUCCUGAAAAUUUUUUUAAAGUUUUAAUGUUGACAUUGUUUUAAAAAUAGUCCAUAUAUUGCUAAGCCAGGUUUUUAUUGAUACUGAAAUAAUAAUGAAAUGAUAUAAAAAAUAAGUUUGUGAAUUUUUCGUUAUUAAAAAUUUAGACAUUUAAAAAAAAACUUUCACAUAGCUACUGGUAUCGCUAGUGUUUGCAUUGUUGAUUAAAUAAAAAAAAUUUAUAAAUUGCUUUUCAAAGUUAAUUUAUUUGCUUGAUAUAUUUUGUACUGAAUGAAGCCAAAUAAACAUUGAAAAUUUUAUGUUAAGUAAAAAAUAGCUUAGAAUUUACUGUUAGUAUUUUCAAAAUUUUUGUAUGUAUAUUUCAUAAAUUUUAUUCUCUUAUUAAUUUUCAUGUACAUUAAAAUUAGUUGGUUUGAAUCAUUGUUUUAAAUUGAAUUCCUGAGAAAAAUUUUAAUGUUAACAUUGUUUUAAAAAGAAUCCAUAUAUUGUUAAGCCAGUUUUUUAUAGAUAUUGAAAUAAUAAUAAAAAUGAUAUAAAAAAUUA